Messenger RNA from Cavenderia fasciculata, 1707 nucleotides. RefSeq lists its product as uncharacterized. The transcript is spliced from 2 exons. Lineage: Eukaryota; Evosea; Eumycetozoa; Acytosteliales; Cavenderiaceae. The record is from RefSeq and is a predicted model, not a curated record. The coding region runs from base 1 to 1707 and encodes 568 amino acids.
AUGCUUGUACUAUCAGAUUAUAUUAUAGCUCAAAUCAUAUCUGUUAUAAAUGAUGAUAUAGACAAGAUAUGCUUUUUGAUCACGUGCAAGCGAUUGAUACAACUGAGACGGUUGACUAGGUUCAAGACAUCUGACAACCGUUCAAACUUUGUCAUUGACAAUACAAAGUUUAAUAAUAAUAUUGCUUUAAAUACUAGUAGUAGAGGUGUAAAUAAUAAUAACAGUAAUAACAAUAAUAAUAGAGCUGUAUUACAAGAGAGUGACAGUAGUAGUAGUAAUAGUAUUAAUAGUAAUAGUAUAGGUAAUAAUAAUAAUAAUAAUAAUGAACAUUUAUUAUUAUUCUUACCAUUUAAUAAUCAAGAACAAAUUAUACAACGAUCAAAUUAUUUAAUAUCAACUUCAACUUCACCUCCUACUCCAUCAUCACCGUCUGUUCAACCAGUGACAACGACAUCAUCAACGACAAAGAGAAAUUCAUUGGCAUCAUCUUCUUCAUCAUCAAAUGAGAUUGUUGAAGGAUGUGAUAGUGGUAGUUCAACACCAUUCAUAUAUAUUGUAGACAAGGAUAAAGUGGAAGUGUCACCAUCACUAUCAUCAAUGAUCAAUGGAGAUUCAACGUUGGAAGUAGAGAAUGAAUUGAAAUCAUUGUAUGAUCAACACUAUCAACAAUACCAACAAUCAUUUACACAUUUAAAGUUUAUGGUUGCACCUUUAACCAUUAAACCUUCAAUGAUACCAUCGUCUGUAACCCAUCUAAAUCUUGGAAAAUUACAAUCUACCGAUUCAAUCAUUGAAGGUUGUUUACCAGAUACUUUAAUUUAUUUAAAUCUUGGUUUUCUUUUCGACCAACCUCUUGGUCCCGACAUUCUCCCACCGCGUCUCACACAUCUCUCCUUUGGCGCCAACUUUCAAUCACCUACCCUAUGUCUUCCACAAUCCAUCACGCAUCUUAGAUUGGGGUCAUCCUACUCUCACUCGAUCCAACUACCAACACGAAUCAAAGAGUUGUGUCUGUUGUACCAACCAAACUCAACCAUUCAAUUCCCACAAUCCAUUACGCAUCUGACAUGGUUUAUUGAAAACAUUGAACAGUUUCUACUGACCAAUGACAUCAUGUCCAUCAAACCAAACCACGUCACUCAUCUUUGUCUCGCAUCAAACUAUAAUUACCCUUUGCCGUGUAGUCUCAACCCUCUCUUUUCCGAGCGUGAUCGGUUUGGUUAUUGGCUAAGUCAGUCCAACACCAACAAACUCAUCGAUCAAUACCACUUUUAUUUCACUGGUGACAAUCCAUUUGUACAUUUAUCACUGGCCACUGAUAUCAUCCAAAGCCGUCCACUCCCAACCAUCAUCAAGUCACUGUCAACCGAUCGGUCAAAGUCAUUCCAACAAUUGAAUCGUAACCUGAUUGGAAACCUUGAUGAUUUUGGUUGUUUUGUCAAUCACCACAGCAUAGCAUUAUCACUCAUCACCAAUAUGAAGCGGUUCUCUGUAUCUACUCUAUGGGGUGAAGAUCAUCCCAUUCUUGGCACGAUCACCUAUCAUCUACGUAAAAUAGACAAUUGGUUAUUGGUAGUCUCUGGUAUCGACGGUACUGGUGGUUUUAUAGAAUUGACAGAUAAUAAUCUAAAUAGUAUAGAUUCUGUUAAAUUAUUAUCAACCAUAUUUUUAAAUAAAUAUAAAUCAAGAAAUCCUUCUUUAUUUUAA